AUGGCGGCUUCAUUUCGCGUUAAUCUGUUGUUUUUCAUGUGUCUGGUUGUGUCUGUGGCGCUCGGCAUAGACCUCCCCCGGCCUCUGUUUGUUCCUCCAGACUCCUCUCUCAAGAACCAAGACAAUGAGCCGGCCCCUGGAUCUCCUAUCCGGCUCCAGGACUCGGACCCCGUCCUCAGGAGAGUGCUGCAGUUCGCCGAAGAGCGGUACAACCGGGGCUCCAACGCCUUGCAUUUGCGCAGAGUUAGCCGGCUGAUCUCCGCCACUAAACAGGUCGUGAAAGGCAUUCGUUACUACCUCACAGUGGAGCUCAGUAACACACAGUGUAAGAAGUCAGCCAUGCUGUUUUCAUGUGACUUCGACCCAGAGCCACAAAGACUCAAGACGGAGGUUUGUCUGUUUGAGGUCUGGGACAUCCCCUGGCAGGGCAGCUCCACUCUGCUCAAACAGAAGUGUGAACCUAAAGUGUACCCUGAAGAAACCAACCACAUCCAGGACUCAUAUGUUCAAGCAGAAGAGGUGGAGUCUUUGAAGCUGCUGGGCCAAUUUAAAGAGUUCAUGGCGAAAUACAACAAAGACUACAGCACACAGGAAGAGGCUGACCGUCGUUUGAAAAUCUUUAGUGAAAAUCUAAAAACAGCAGAGAAGCUUCAGUCUUUGGACCAGGGAUCAGCGGAGUAUGGAGUGACCAAGUUUAGUGAUCUAACUGAGGAGGAAUUUCAUUCUGUGUAUCUGAACCCGAUGCUGAGUCAGUGGACACAGCACAGACAGAUGAAGAGGGCUCCCCCUGCAGCUCAGCCCGCGCCUGAUAGCUGGGACUGGAGGGAGCAUGGGGCAGUCAGUCCAGUCAAGAACCAGGGGGCAUGCGGGUCUUGUUGGGCAUUUUCUGUCACAGGGAACAUCGAGGGACAGUGGUUCCUCAAAAAUGGUUCGCUACUCUCUCUCUCUGAGCAAGAGCUGGUUGACUGUGAUGGAUUGGACCAAGCCUGCAGAGGAGGACUGCCUUCAAACGCUUAUGAAGCCAUUGAGAAACUGGGUGGUCUAGAGACAGAGAAUGAUUACUCGUACACCGGACACAAGCAGAGAUGCGACUUCACCACCCGGAAAGUGGCUGCUUAUAUCAACAGCUCCGUGGAGAUUGCAAAGGACGAGAAUGAAAUCGCUGCUUGGUUGGCUGAGCAUGGACCAGUGUCUGUGGCUCUGAAUGCUUUUGCAAUGCAGUUUUACCGAAGGGGGGUAUCGCAUCCUUGGAAAAUCUUCUGUAACCCCUGGAUGAUUGACCACGCAGUACUCAUGGUUGGAUAUGGAAACCGUAAUGGCGUGCCAUUCUGGGCCAUCAAAAACAGCUGGGGAGAGAAUUAUGGGGAGCAGGGUUACUACUACCUGUACAGAGGGUCCAAUGCCUGUGGGAUAAACAAAAUGGCUUCUUCUGCUGUGAUCAACUAAACCAAUUCAUCUCCAUAACGACACAUAACAUAAAAAGCACUGAAAGCCACAUACCAGCACCUUCAAUGUCGAUGCUACUGAAGCCCCCAUAAACAUAGAGCAAUAUUUCAUCUGUACCUCACCUAUUGUCAGUGUUAACAAAUAUUUAAGCCUAUAGAUGCUAGAUUUGAUUAUAAGCUAAAAUGGGAGGUGAAAUGUGUCAUAUAUAUGCUUUACUUUAUUCUGCUGGGAAAAAAAUAUCCUGAUCUUCUGUAUAUAUAUAUAAAUAAAAUAAUGCACUAUUGUUUAAUAACAAUAUGGUCAUGAGCUCUGGGUAAUGACCGAAAGGACAAGAUCGCGGAUACAAGCGGCUGAAAUGGGCUUCCUCCGCAGAGUGGCGCACCCUUAGGGAUAGGGUGAGGAGCUCGGUCACACGGGAGGAGCUCGGAGUAGAGCCGCUGCUCCUACACGUUGAGAGGAACCAGGUGAGGUGGCUCGGGCAUCUGCUCAGGAUGCCUCCUGGACGCCUCCCUAGGGAGGUGUUCUGGGCAUGUCCCACCGGGAGGAGGCCCCGGGGAAGACCCAGGACACGCUGGAGGGACUAUGUCUCUCGGCUGGCCUGGGAACGCCUUGGGGUCCCACCGGAGGAGCUGGAGGACGUGUCCGGGGUGAGGGAAGUCUGGGAGUCCCUGCUUAGACUGCUGCCCCCGCGACCCGGCCCCGGAUAAGCGGAAGAAAAUGGAUGGAUGGAUGGAACAAUAGUGCAUUAUAGCCCUGUCUGUUUCUUAUAGUGGACAUAAAACUAUAAUGAAUUACUAAUUACUAUAAUAUAAUUUAAUUGUAAUUUAAAAAUGUGAAAUUAUUAGUAUUCCUGGUUUUAUUCAUAAAGCAAACACAAAGAGUUUUUCCUAUCUUCAGUGACACGGAAAUUUCUUUGUAAUUUUUUUGCAUCUUUACAAUUAAGUUACAAUAAAUAAAAAAUUUCCAAUCAAAUUUU
Periophthalmus magnuspinnatus is the source of this 2422-nucleotide messenger RNA. RefSeq names its product cathepsin F (gene ctsf). The transcript is spliced from 14 exons. Bases 1 to 1446 code for a protein of 481 amino acids. The record is from RefSeq and is a predicted model, not a curated record. Lineage: Eukaryota; Metazoa; Chordata; Actinopteri; Gobiiformes; Gobiidae. Gene Ontology annotation, cellular component: lysosome. Gene Ontology annotation, molecular function: cysteine-type endopeptidase inhibitor activity; cysteine-type endopeptidase activity.